Messenger RNA from Eimeria acervulina, 4251 nucleotides. RefSeq lists its product as hypothetical. The transcript is spliced from 2 exons. Lineage: Eukaryota; Apicomplexa; Conoidasida; Eucoccidiorida; Eimeriidae. The coding region runs from base 1 to 4251 and encodes 1416 amino acids. The record is from RefSeq and is a predicted model, not a curated record.
AUGGACCCUAUGCAGCCUGCUGCUGCUGCUGCAGCUGCAGCUGCAGCAGCAGAAUCAGCUGCAGCAGCAGAAGCAGCAGCAGCAUCGGAGGGCCCCACAGACACAACAGCUGCUGCUUCUGCAGCUCCGACAAACACCAGAGAAGAAACAAUUGCCAGGGGCAGCUCAGCAGAAUCUGAGUCGCAGUACUUAGACUUGCAGCAGCAGCAGCAGCAGCAGCAGCAGCAGCACCAAGAGCAAGCUCCACAACAGCAGCAGCAGCAGCAUCAGCAUGCCCAUGAUUGUAAUAUUCCUGGGUCUGUUGUCUUGCAGCAGGGCCCCCCUGCUCAGCAGCAAAUUGCUGAUAGACAAUUAACAAGUGAAGCAGCGGGGCUCCUUGCUGCUGCUGCAGCAGCUCCUGCCACCUUGCAGCAGCACGAAGUGCAGCAGCACGCCCAUGUAGUUCGCUCUGACCCACAGUUAUACCUGCAGCAGGAGCCGCUGUGGCGCCCGCAGCAGCAGCAGCAGCAGCAGCUGCAGCACCAGCAGCUGCAGCACCAGCAGCUGCAGCACCAGCAGCUGCAGCAGCAGCGACAACCCAUGCACUGCCUGCAGCAUCAAUUGCCAGCGCAGCCCUUGCACCAGCAGCAGCAACAACAACAACUACAGCAGCAACUGCUGCAGCAGCAGCAGCAACUGCUGCAGCAGCAGCAGCAACCUUCAAGAGAACAAUCACAAGAAGCUCCAGGUGGUGCAUCUGCGGGGCUAUCAAAUACACUGCAGCAAAAUGCGCAGCAGCAGCACUUCUGUGCUGCUCAUCUUAUGCUUCCCAUGCUGCUGCAGCACCAGCAGCCACAACAUCUGCUGCAACAGGAGCACCAGCAGCAGCAACAGCAGCAGCAGCAGCAGCAGCUACCCCUCCUGCUGGAAAGCUCUCACCUUGGAGACCACUCGUAUCAGCCGCAGGGGCUCUUGCUGCUGCAUGAACUGCAGCAGCAGCGGCAGACGCUGCAGCAGCAGCAGCAGGCAGCACUGCAGCAACAGGCGCUGCAGCAGCAGCGGGAGACGCUGCAGCAGCAGCAGCAGGCGCUGCAGCAGCAGGCGUUGCAGCAGGAGUUCUGGAAGACCCCUGGGGAACCGUUGCAGCAGCUGCUGCAGCGCCAUGUGCAGCAGCAGAACAUGCAGCCGCUGCAGCAGCUGGCUGGGCCCUCCGAAGCUGCUGUUGCUGCUGCUGCUGCUGCUGCUGCUGCUGCUGCCGUCAACCCUCAGAGCACGACAGCAGGGUUCUUGAGGUCUUCCUCGUCUCUUCCAGCGGUGCAGCAGCAGCUGGGGCCUUCUCAGCACCAGCCCCCGACGCAGCAGCAGCUGCAGCAGCAGCUGCAGCAGCAGCAACAACAUCUGCAACAAAUCCAAGAGCACCACAUGCUCCCGCGUCAACUGCAAUCUGAGCAGCUGCAGCAGCAACAGCUGUUCCAGCAGCAGCAGCAGCAGCUACUGCUGCUGCAUCAACAGCAGCACCAACUCCUGCAGCAGCAACAGCAGCUGCUACACCAGCAUCAGCAGCAGCAGCAGCAGCACCAGCAUCUCCACUGCCAUGAGGUGUACGAAGCUGCGGCCUCAAUAACGAGGCUAGAGCAGCCAAACCUGCUGCAGCAGCUGCAACAACAGCAACAGCAGCAGCAGCAGCAGCAGCAAGUCGCAAUAGAUGGGGAAACGGCCCAAACAACCCCUGCACAGGCUGCAGCACGAGCAGCAGCAGCAACAGCAGCAGCAGCAGCAGCAGCUAAAAUGGCCGCUGCAACAACGAGUGGCAGCAGCAAGUACGAUGAGAAAGCAAGAAGCAGCAGCAGCAGCAAAGUUGGCAGCAACAACAACAGCAACAGCAGCAGCAGCAGCAGCAGCAGAUUCGGUCGCAGCGCCUCUGUUAGUUUUGGGGGGUUCCCUCAGAGCAGCAGCAGCACUCUAUCUGCUGAGGCCUCUCAUUUGCUACAAACGGAGGUCAAAGCAGAAACUAGCAGCAGCAGCAGCAGCAGCAGCAACAGCAACAAACGCAGACAAUCAGCGAAGCGCGGCCGAGCUCAAACUGCUCCACAACGGCAGCAGCAGGAUGAGUGGUUGCAGCAGCAGCAGCAGCAGCAACUGCAGCACCAACAACAACAGCAGGAACAGCAGCAGCAAGGACUGGGGGAGGCGAGCAAAUGCGGCUCAACGGGGUGUGAGGAGAGCAGCAGCAGCAGCAGCAGCAGCAGUAGCUUUGGUCAUCCUAGCAGCAGCAGCAGCAAGAGCAGCAGCAGCAGAAAGAGUGACAGCGAAUACAUCAGCAGCAGCACCAGCAACAGGAGGACCGACGGCGAGAGCAACAGCAGCAGCGGCAGCAGCAGCAGCAGCAGCAGCAGCAGCAGGAAGAUGCAGCAGACGUGCAGUUGCUCUCGCAAUAAAAAAGAAAGAAGACGCUUAUAUUUAGGGGGCCCCCCAUCUACUUCACUUUCAGGGGAUUCCCAGGGGGCCCCCCCUGGGGGCCCCUUUGGGGGCCCCCCUAUUGGGGGCCCCUUUGGGGGCCCCUUUGGGGGCUCUUUUGGGGGGCCCCCUUUGGGCCCCUAUGGAAGCCACUUUGGGGGUCCCCUUGGGGGCCCCCCUAUUGGGGGCCCCCCCAUUGGGGGCCCCCCUAUUGGGGGCCCCUUUGGAGGCCCGUUUGGGGGCCCGUUUGGGGGUCGUAAUGAUGGGGGGCCCCCUGGUGUAUCGUUAGGAUUUGGUCGGGGUGUAUGGUGUGAAGGAGAGGGGGCCCCUAAGCGUUUAGAUUUGUCUUCUUUUGUUGGGGAGCAAUGGAGUCAUAGACUGCAGGGCAAGUGCAUUAUUGUUGUUCGCAGACUGCCUUUUGAUGUUUUAAUGCCGAAUAACUGUGCUGCUAGGAUUGAACAAAUGAUGCUGGCGAAGACAGAAGCAGAAGCUGCAGCAGCAAAAAACUCUGAUACCAGCAACACUCCUCCUCCUGCUGCUCCUACUGCUGCUGUUGCUGCUGCUGCUGCUGCUCAUGCUCAUGAAGCUGCAGAUGCUGAUGAUGGUUCUUCUGCUGCUCGUCAUCCUGCUUCUGCUGCUGGUCCUGCUGCUGCGGCUGCGGCUGCGGCUGCUGCUGCUGCUGCUGAUGCUGCUGAUGCUCAGCAGCAAGUUGAAGAUCAAAUCGUGCAGCAGCCUAUUCACUCUCUGUCUUUUGGUGGGGCUUCACAAACGAGGAGACUGCCAAGCGGCCUUCUAUAUGCAUGCAGCUCUUUAGAAAACCUAGGGCACCGAUCUGCUGCUGCUGCGGAUCCCUCUUAUGCUGCAGCAGCAGCAGCAGCAACAGGCCCUGGUGGGGGUGAAAGAGGCGAUCCAGCAACAGCAACAGCAGCAGCCGGAGCAGCAGCAGCAGCAGGAGGUAUUCAUGGGAGCAGCGUUUGGAGCUCUUCAGCUGUGCAAGGACUAGAAAGCAGCAGCAGCAGCAGCAGCAGCAGUUGCUGCUGCGCUGGAGAUGCUUUACGGGUGCGUUCAUUAACACUAGCGAAAGAGCUUUUAAACAGAGUUCGCAGCGACAUGCAGCUGAUGCCGAAAAGAGGUAAAGCUAUACGAAGCCUUUUAGAGGUUCCCGUUGCUCAGUUAGAAGCCUCACGUUCAGACAGCAACCUGCUGCUGCUGCAGCACCAGCAGCAGCAACAGGAGCAGCAGGAACAGGAGCAGCAGCAACAGAUUCCAGGGGGUACAAGUACCAGCAGCAGCAGCAGCAGCAGCAGUCAACAGCAGCAGCAGCAGCAGAUUCCUUCUUCUAAGACCCCUAUUGCUGCUGCUGCUGCAUCUCUCUCGCCUCCUCCUCCUCCUCCUCGUCCUCCGCAGCAGCAGCAGCAACAGCAACAACAGCCCCAUCAUCAGCAGCAGGAACAGCAGCAGCAGCAGCAGCAGCAGCAGCAGCAGGAGCAAGGUGAUGAAGAAGCAGACAGCUUGGUAGUCCUAAGAGGGGCAGACAUAGCGUGGAAUAUAGCAGAAAGUUUGUCUCCUUAUUUGAAGUGUAUAACCAUCUCUGAUUUAGGUGUACACUCAGAUGAUAUGCGAUUAACAGGCAGCGAAUUAAACUUAAUUAAACAUAAAAUAUCUUUAGCUUUAAAAAAACAACAUCCAAAUGUAUAUCCUAUUUCGCUGACAAAAGAAGCAAGAAAAGAAUCGUUCUCAGAACAAAUAUUAAAUACGCUCUUUCAUUGUAGAACGCCUCCUGUCGGUAAGAUAAAUAUAAUAAAAUAUAAUUAA